This is a messenger RNA of Zea mays, 3143 nucleotides long. RefSeq lists its product as uncharacterized. NCBI's taxonomy places the organism in Eukaryota, Viridiplantae, Streptophyta, Magnoliopsida, Poales, Poaceae. The coding region runs from base 1 to 2223 and encodes 740 amino acids. The record is from RefSeq and is a predicted model, not a curated record. The transcript is spliced from 5 exons.
AUGUCCGACGAGCCAUACGAUGCCGAUGGCGACGUCGGCCGCUUCCUGCAUUGCCCUAGCCCGGAGGCUCACAUGUUCCCCUUGUCUGAACCGGAGCGCACUGGAGUGGGGCUCCGCCAUACCACCGAUCAUGUCCAGGGCCACCAGCUGGCGGCGCCACAGACGCUGAGUAACGCGGCGCCGGAUUUAUCAGGCCGCGGCCAGGGCCUCCCGGCACCACCACAGACGCUGACAGUGGCGCCGGAUCUUGGCCUCCAGCAGGCGCCGGUAACUGGAUUCCACGGUCACCCCGCGCUCCACCAGUCGCUGACGACGACAGUGGCGCCGGAUUUUGGCGUCCACGCGCUGACGACCACCGAGUUCCAGGGACACCCGGCGCUGGAGACGACGCUAAACGCGGCGCCCGACUUCGGCCUCCCUGUGCCGGCGGCGCCCAUCGUCGACGCCGCUGCCGGGAACUACCAGCCAUCAUCCGCCAUGCUGGACGUAGAGUACCACCAGCCGAUGGCCAUAGACAACAACGACAUCCAGCAGCCGAGUCAUCAAAUGCUGCCCCCCGAGAUGCAUCGUCGUCAUGCGUAUGGCGGCGGCGGCUUUGCGGAACCGACGACGAUGCUCUGCGACGGCGGGGCCGACGAAGCCUCUUUGGUCGAGCGUAACAUGCAGAUGCUGCUCGCCGAUGGCGGCGUCAUCCCCCACCCUCAUCGCCCGAGCCCUUCGCUGUACGAACAGCUCGUCAACAAUGGGCAGGCAGAGCUUGCGGCUGUCGUCAGGAACCUUGAACGCGGGGAGAGCAGCGGUGGUGCGGCUGCGCUCAUCAACGACGUGUACCCUGUGAAGGAGGACGUCUGGUUCCGGCCAAUCGUCCGCGGCCAACUCGACUGCUCCCGGUGCCACUCAGUCCGGGAGGUUGUGCGUCAAGAUGAGAGGUGGAGGAUGCAUUUCACGGUGCAUGCAUCGGAGCCGGGGAUGGUUUUCCAGCAUGCGAUCGUCGAUCGCAUGUCCAUCGGCGCAGAUGGCCAUUUCCAUACGGACCAACUGCUGCACCAUGAUCUCCGCAGGCGCAACCACGUGUGGGUUCACAAUUUUAUAGCGCGCAGCGUGGAGAUGAUGAAAAGAAACAGCGGGCAGAUGCACUCUAGCUACGACAGUGCUGCGGCGGCGGAAUACACCACCACCAACGCCGUCGUCACCCCCGCGCCGCCACCAGCGAGCCACCACCACCAUGCGCAUAUGGGGCUCGAGGUCAAUAUGUUGAACAGCAUACUCUCAGCCGCCCCUGCUGCAACAACUGUUGCUCAGCCGCCGGGGAUCACGCCGCAGGAACAACAACAAACCACCGUAGCGGAAGCAGCAGCGCCUGAAGCAGUCACGCAGCAGGAACAGGCAGAAAACACGGAUGCUCCUAGGGUUGCGGAGGCAGCAAUCCCUGUGCCUGCGGUGACGGCGCCGCAGGAACAAGAAGCCACCGAUGCUCCUGCAGAGGGGGCUGAACGAGCAGCUGCCCCUCGAUCUGCAGUGAUCUCGCGGAAGCAAGACGGUAGCAAGGAUGCCGGAGCCGUAUUUGCUGCGUUCAAAUGGGAAGGGUUCCAGCCAGAAAUACUCGAGUCUUCCCUCGUUGAGCCGUACGAUCCAGAGUCCGGUGCCAAUGUGUUGCUGUACCCAAGCCUGGUGGAGCAGCUCCGCCAGACCGAGCUCGAGAGGAAGGAGAGCAAGUCGCUUUCCAAGAUGCCGGCGGCGGCGGCUCAGGAGGAUACGACGUCGACGUACCUGCAGAUGAGCGGCGAAGCUUCCGCUAACGAACCGAAGCUUGGAUCCUCAUCGGCGUUCAGACGCCUUUGCCAAAAAGACGCUACGUAUCGGCUGUAUUCGCGCAGGGUCAACUGCAUCAACAGGAAGAUCACGAAGCUCCAGCAGACUGCGGCUAGGGUUGGCCCGAGGGGGCUGUUCGCCGUGAAGCAGAAGAUGGAAAUGUACAAGCGCGAGAAGGCGGAGCUUUACGACGUGAUCAACAAAGGAAUGCAGGAGAACGAGAGGGGCGGCAACAGCGGUGCUGGGCCUUCGAAUAGGGCUGCUGCCGGUCCUUCUUCCCAUGAAGCUGCUGCCAGCAGUCCUUCCAACACUGCCAUCCCUUCCGACGGUGCUGAUACAUCAAAGGACGAUGAUGCCAGUCCUUACAGCGUUCCCUCUUCCAACUGUGCUGGUCCUUCCGGCAGCAAGUAGGGGUCGGAGCCGGCCGCUCACUAAAUAUAAUGGUGCAGUGAGAGACUGAAUAAGCGCGCGCUGCACAUCGUAUUCUAGUACUUUUAUUUAUUUGGACUUUCUGUCGUCGCCUGUGUGUAAUAAUAUUGAUCAGGAACACCUACUUGGUCAUCGGAGGAUCGGACCAGUUUAAUUAGGGGAAACUGGAACGUGGCAUUCUUGCAUAUGGUUCAGAAAUAUAUUAUCAUGAGAGACACAGGAAGACAUAUAUUAGCUAAUGAUUUACAGGCUGCGAACACAAGAUUGAUUUGUUCUUUGUGAUUCCAGUUGAUGAGUGAUUGCCAACGGGUAGCACUAUGGGGUUAUCAGUGGCUGACUAAAUGUAAGAUUAUGUAUGUGCAAUCAUUUUGGUCGGCUUGUGGUGUGCAGGUCUGGAGCACAGAGACGGUGGUCGACGACUGAGGUGAAUGUCAUGUACGAGGGCUGGGUCUUGGCAGAUGAACCGGAGCAGACGGGUGACCAGCCGUGCUAUCUGACAUCUAGGACACACACUCGCGUGAGGACUUGGCGGAAGGGACCAUGUUGCCGACGCAGUCGAGGACGGGCGGGACACGUGUCUAGGAGGUGGGAGACGCGCACGCGGUGCGAUACUCACAACGGUUUGGUGGUUUGGGCCUCAACCACCGAUGGCGGGUUUUGCUGAGUUUGGACCUCAAAACUCGGUAGCGGCGGUUUUGGAGGGAACAGGUGGCGGCACGUGGCGUCACAUUGAAGAGUGCGUCAAAGCGAAACAACUUUGUGUGAAGCGAGUGGCUGUCGGAUCGAAAACCUAUGAGUUGGUGUAAGUGGAUAGAAUCUAUGUAAAUAGGGAUAUUGUAGGAAAUAGAAAUAACCCUCUAUAAAUAGAGGGGAGAGUUGGUUAGUUCAGUAUAUUUUGACUG